Messenger RNA from Marchantia polymorpha subsp. ruderalis, 1713 nucleotides. Lineage: Eukaryota; Viridiplantae; Streptophyta; Marchantiopsida; Marchantiales; Marchantiaceae. The record is from the annotation of a GenBank genome assembly.
CUCAGAGCGAUUCGUCGACAGCAGAACAUUGGAUCAUAAAUUUGGCAAUGGCUGCCCUCAGGCACCUGCUGCAGCGCGCAGCAUUCGUCAACCUCCCGCAUCGAUCGUGCUCCAGCACUCCGAUUGUGGCGUACAAGUUUCCAUUUCUCUCGAAAUUCACCUCGGGAUUUUCCACCCACGAGCCUUCGGAUUCGUUGCCGGUUGCAGGAAGUCCCGUCGUCGGUGCAGCGGAUGGUGCCGUAGAUCAGUCGGUCGUAGAACCAGACUUGAAUGGCGAGGACGGCCUAUCUUCAUUUAAGCCUCGAGUGGCCAAUUUGCCCGAGGAUUUGACGCCUGAACAAUUGAGCGAGAUCAGUGCCGUCGAUGGAUCGUCCUCUUUGGCGAAGAAGUUCUCUCAGAAAGAAGGGCAGGAUGAGGACGUCGCCUUGCCUUACUUCACUAAAGCGGCGCAGGUGAAGGGGAAGGAGCCUAUGGUGUUGGCGGAGGCGAUCAAGGAGUUGAAGGCUGGCGCUAAAGCUCGUUUCGAUGAAACCGUGGAAGUCCACGUGCGGCUUGGCAUAGAUACUCGCCGAAGUGACCAGAUGGUUCGGGGAGCUGCAACUCUUCCGCAUGGUACAGGCAAGGUCGUCAGGGUGGCCGUUUUUGCCGAAGGAGCCGCAGCUCAGGAAGCCGAGAGUGCAGGUGCUGACGUGGUCGGAGCAGAUGACCUUAUCACCAUGAUUCAAGAGAGUGGCGGCAAGCUGAACUUUGACAAGUGCAUCGCCACACCCUCUUUCAUGCCCAGACUUGGCAAGGUUGCGCGUAUUCUAGGGCCUCGGGGACUCAUGCCAAACCCGAAAGUUGGGACCGUGACUAACAAUGUCGGGGAGGCCGUGAGGGCAGCGAAGCAAGGUCUUGUGGACUUUCGAGCGGACAAGUCUGGAAUCGUGCAUGCCGGCCUCGGAAAGGUUAGCUUCAAGGACGAGGCUUUGUUCGCGAAUAUAGCAGCUUUCACAGGAGCUCUAUUGGCCGCGAAACCAACGGGCUUGAAGAAGACCUCCAGAUAUGCCGGUUAUGUCAACAGCUUCACGCUCUCAUCCACGAUGGGCCCUGGAGUACGAGUCACCAUUCAGUCUGUGGCGCAAGCUGCCGACGGCUACAUGAAAUCUGCAGAAGCUAGAUGAGGACAUGAUGAAGAGCUGAGCGUGUCACAAGGCGCUCCCUGGGGAGGUUUUGGCUCUUCGUUUGAUGCCGCAACGAGAGUCUGCGGAAGCCUGGAAGCCUGGAAGCCUGGAAGACCUGCGGAACGUACGCCACGAAGGAGCCUGAUGUGAUGGAGAACAAGGCUUUGGAGCUUCAGUGGGAAAUUGAAGAGAUGUUCCACUCUGCCGUCUACAAGUGAUGGUAUAUUCAGGUCGGCAGUCGGCGGGUGUCACACGAGAAAGUUCUGUACAUAGAAAUUGAAGUGGCUGUCUGCCCAUUUGACACAAUUUUGAGUACCGCUCCGAUGGGGUCGGAGCAGUCUUUAUCUCAGCUGGCAGCCCAUCCCUUCGUCGAUGGUCGUGAGAAAUUUGAACCCAGAGACUCUAGCUUUCCCUCAGGUGAUGAGUCACAACCACCGAUUCACAUGAGAAUCAAAUGAAAUUUCUGUUGACGGGAUUCACAAUUCGCGCUGCUAAUGAGCUUGUUAUACUGAGAAAUAAAACUCGUCGAGAGAUUUCUCCUUCAAAUUCU